Syngnathus typhle (broad-nosed pipefish) is the source of this 1780-nucleotide messenger RNA. Its product is annotated as dynein regulatory complex subunit 4-like. Gene Ontology annotation, biological process: cell motility. The record is from RefSeq and is a predicted model, not a curated record. Bases 191 to 1615 code for a protein of 474 amino acids. The transcript is spliced from 10 exons. Gene Ontology annotation, molecular function: microtubule binding; small GTPase binding. NCBI's taxonomy places the organism in Eukaryota, Metazoa, Chordata, Actinopteri, Syngnathiformes, Syngnathidae. Gene Ontology annotation, cellular component: microtubule; Golgi apparatus; motile cilium.
CAAUGACGCGUGGCGGCACGUGACUCCGUUGCCAUGACAGCCCUUGGCUGUUGAAGUGCAAGCGGGCGUGCGAGCCAGAGCCAGCGAGCGAGCGAGCGCCUCGUUAACUCGCGUCCCGGCGCUUUAAGACUGCUGUCCGUCCCGGCGCCUCUGGACUCGCACAGGGCGCCUCGCUUCUGGACACUUCGCCAUGCUGCCCAAAAGUGAAAACGUGUCGAGGAAGAAGAAGAAGCCGACCAAGGGGGCAAAGUCGGAAGAAGCCGUGGACAUCCUCUCUAUGGAAGACAUGUCCAAGGAGCAGCUGGAGGAGCACGUGAUCCGCCUGCGCGAGGAGCUGGAGCGCGAGCGCGAGGAGAGGACAUUCUUCCAGCUGGAGCGGGACAAGAUCCAAAGCUCGUGGGAGGUGAGCAAGCGCCUCCUGGAGGAAACGCGGGCGCAACUGGCCACCCGCAGCCGGGAGAAGGACGACGCCGACCGACGGCACCGUAUCGAGAUCAACGUGUACAAGCAGAAGCUGAAGCACGUCCUGUCGGAGCAGCGGGCGGCGGCGGCUGACGAGAAGAUGCGCGGCGGUGCGGUCGCGUGGCUCGCUCGCGAGCGCCACGCCGAAGCCGAGCUGCGUCUGCGCAGGCACGCGCACGACGAGGAGGCGGAGGCUCGCCGCGACGAGCUCGCCGGACACAAAUGCGUCCGAGAGCUCAAACUGAAGCAUCAAGUGGCGCUGAUGGAGCUCAGCAACAACUACGACAAAAGGAUCGCAGAGGUGGAGGCCAAGUAUGCCCAAAAGAUGGAGCAGAUGCGGCAGGCGGAGAGUCACAAGACGCAGGCGGCCCUGUCGGCGCUGGAGGACAAGAUGAGCCGGCGGCUCCGGUCGCUGGCGGACCGCCGCCGCCAGAAGUUGGGAGCGGCCCGGGAAUUCUUCGGCGCCGCGCAAAGCAAAUUGGUGCACGACGGCAAAACGCUCCGAGCCGAGGCCUCGGCGGCCGCGACGUGUCGAGCCCGCGCCGAAGUUGGCCUGGACGAAGCGGAGAAGCGCAACGCGCAUCUGGCCGCUUCCCUGCGGGAGGCCGAGCGGAACCUCCCGGGCCUCCGCCGCCGGCUGGAGGGCCACCGACGAGCUCGCUCCCAGCAGGCGGCCGGCGCCGCCCGUGUCAAGCAACUGGAGGAGCGGCUGGAGGAGCUGGUCCUGGAGCGAGACCUGCUCAUCGCCGCCUUUGAGCAGGUGGAGGAGGAGCGCGACGCGCUGCUGAUGAACCAGACGCAGGUCCUGCUGGAGGUCCAGCAAAGGAGCGGCCUGAAGGAAAUGCUGCUGGACCGCAAGAUGGCGCUGCUGAGUCGUUCGGUGGACAAGACGGAGGCGCAGCUGCUGGCCGCGCUGGCCGCCGCCGACGGCACAGCGCCCGCCGACGGCACGGCGCCCGCCGACAAACUUGGGGAAACGCUGGAGUCCAAAAGGGCCACCAUCAGGACGCUGCAGGAAGAUCUAGAUCGGCAAUGUCACGAGUACGCCGCUUUGGCGGGGACGUGCCGCCACGGUCUGGACGCGCUGGGCGUCCCGUCCUACCAGUUCCCGCUAGCAGACGUGCCGCUCGUCCUUGGACAGCACGCGCACUAGUUGCACCUGCCUGGGCUGGGCGCUGCCACUCUUCCUAUUUUUUUUUCUGCUUUUGGGCCCCUUUUCGAUUUGGGAAGAAAGUCCAAAGUCAGCGAGACAAGUACAAAAUUGAUUUGCUGUUCUGGGCACAAAUUGAGAGCAAUAAAACACAGCCACGCAAGCGUC